Messenger RNA from Fomitiporia mediterranea MF3/22, 228 nucleotides. RefSeq lists its product as uncharacterized. The record is from RefSeq and is a predicted model, not a curated record. The transcript has 4 exons. Lineage: Eukaryota; Fungi; Basidiomycota; Agaricomycetes; Hymenochaetales; Hymenochaetaceae. The annotation marks the transcript as partial.
CAGGGUGGCGGUGGACAAUAUCCAUACCCAAAGGAAGUCUGGUCGCCAGCUGGUGGCUGGUGGACACGCCCUUCGAACUGGAAGUCGAAUACCGCUAUUGUGUUUGGUGGGAUUUUGGCCAUCACAUAUGGCGUUUGGCAGCUUAGUGCUUCGAGAGAGUGGAGGCAUUCCCCGCCUUCUAGGCCGAUUCCGUCUAUGUUGUGGGCUAAACAAUAUCAGGGGCAACAA